AUGCCGACACCACCAACUCCAGAAUCACCCGCUCGUGCCCGACCAGGGAGCAACGGUCUACUCAUCGACCCUCAGACACCGAGUCCGACUCGGACCCGUCGUCUCGAGCCUGACCAAGAAAGUGAUAUGGAAGAUGAUCUUGAUGCUGUCUUUGCCGUCCAUGAUCUCCUGAUCAAUUCCUCUGACAUCCUGGAGGGGAUAGACAAGUUGCCGGUGACAAAAUUCGUCACCAUUGGAGGUCAAUCGGCCGGAAAGUCUAUGUUCCUGAGCUGCCUACUCAACAUUAACCUGUGGAGUGAAUACGGUACCACCGCCACUUUUGGUCCCACGAUGAUUCACUCUCGGUUCCGUGAGGCACCCUUUGAAGCCAGCAUCGAAAUCGAAUUCCUGAAUCCGGCACCGGGGAAGCCCAGAAAAGUCCUCUUUACCACCGAGCCAUUGAGGAACAGCGGAGAAGUACGUGAGGCUCUGCGCUUGGCCGGUAAUGAGGCUAGACGGUCUAGAGACGGGAUGAUUCGAGUUCGAACGCUGGAGACCCUCUCUCAGCUAAGCGACGAUGAGCGACUCAGAGGAAGUGGGAGCUUGCCAAAAUUCACAGACAACGUUGUCACGCUGCACGUGAGCGGCCCUGACCAACGAAACGCCACGGUUGUAGAUCUUCCCGGUCUAAUAGGGGGUGACGAUGGCCCGAAAGUGGAAGCUUUUGCCGAGUUAUAUCUCGCUGAUCUUAACAAUAUUGCGAUUCUCUGCCUCGCGGCGGGUGGUGCCGAUCCGUCGUUUUCCGCUCGUGAAAUACAGCUAGUCAAGAAGCACCGUCCACAGGGGCAAAUGGUGGCAGGGAUAAUCACCAAAGCCGACUAUAUCGAACUACCAGCCAAAUCUUCCUUUAUUCAGCUUGCGCAUGAUGAAUAUCCUCAUUUCCAGGGAUUCAAGGCAGAAUACAAAUGGUCAAUUGUCCGGCUCAAGACAGCCGAUGAGAAUGUUCAAAACAGGACCUACGACGAGACCCGGCACGCCGAACGCGAGUUAUUCGCCGAAAGGCGCUGGGCCGCCGUCAAGGAGAGGGGGCUAGCAACUCUUGGGAUGGACGCCACCAAGGACAAGCUGUUCAAGAUUUUUGCCCGUCUGGCCAAAGAAGAUAAAUCCAAACUCCCUUCACUCCUAGAGGAGCGCAAGACUGAAGCGAGAGCGAAACUUUCCGCCCUACCGAGUGAAGAAGCACGACCGAUCGGUGCACUUCACGAUCUAAUCAAUGAGACCGUCUCUGUGCUUCGAACAAAGCUAUACAAGACGGACAAAUAUACCAAGAUGUUGUGCGAUUCUCAAAGGCAGUUUGGGACCUCUUUGAAAAAUACCAUUCCCAUCUGUCACCCGGUCCUCAACACGGCCGCUGAAUCUAUCUCGGCAGAUGACACUGUCCCGUCCACACCUGAUGGUACUGGCCAACAGCGAGGCCCUGCGACCCUUGCGAGCCAGGCCGAUUUAUGGCUAGAUGACGUCCUAAGCGUUGUACGAAAGAAAACUUCAGCUCGAGACGGUACAUGCUACAUCGACGAGUGUCGUCUUGAGCUCACCCUCCGCACGACCUCACUCUGGACCGAAAUUUGUCUCACUUACAUAGGGGAGACGUGGAAAAUCGUCGACCUCGCUAUCAAAGAGGUACUGGGGGGAAUUUGCGAGAAGGAGGCUCUUCGUAGGAAGGUCGUGACUCAUUUGACCAAACUUCAGAAAAUGUAUAGGGAUCGUACGAAGGAGCGACUAGACUGGCUAUGCGCUAGAGAACGUCAAGGCCGCGAAUUAUUGGAUUUACUCGACGACGACAGAAGAGAAGUAUUCCGUACUUUGGUAAAACACUUGUUUGAUCGAUUCAAUAAGACGUAUCACACCAAACUGCUCGAACAAUCGAACGACUUCCAGGGACUAGCUCGUCGCUCGGCACCCUUAUCAUCCCCAAGAUCGACGAGCGCCGCCUCGCAAGUCAGCGACAGUGAUGCGGAAGGAGAUUCGAUCUGGACCAAGGUAAAAGCACGUGAAGUGCGAAGGGCUAUCGAGGUGCAAGGCGGACUGACAGUCUGUCUGAACCAAGCCGCGCAAAGAAUCUUGGACGUGGUGGGGCGAGAGGGACAAGCGACUUUGCUCGAUUAUCUCGAUGGAGCGAUAUGUGCAUUGAGGCAAGGCUUCGAUCUCGAAAAUACGGUGGAAAUGGUGACGAAGCGAACCAGAGAUAUGUUUGAAGCGGAUGCGGACACUGGAUCCUGGUUUGGCGCGAAUCCGGAUGUGAUUUGUUAUCCUCCCUCUAUCGCCAUUCGUUCCAUUCUUUCACUCAGCGGUCCGACGUGA
Tremella mesenterica DSM 1558 is the source of this 2340-nucleotide messenger RNA. RefSeq lists its product as uncharacterized. The record is from RefSeq and is a predicted model, not a curated record. The transcript has 15 exons. Lineage: Eukaryota; Fungi; Basidiomycota; Tremellomycetes; Tremellales; Tremellaceae. Bases 1 to 2340 code for a protein of 779 amino acids.